AUGGACAAAUGCACCGACAUGCAGUUUGAGAGGUCCCAGGCAAGUAGAGCAGGACUGAGCAGGCGAGGAGAAGGACAAGAACAAGCUGCUCAGCACGCAGGCAUGUCACAAGCCCUGCUCAAAGUAGAUAAAGUCCUUGUUCAAAAUUAG
Prunus armeniaca (apricot) is the source of this 150-nucleotide messenger RNA. The record is from the annotation of a GenBank genome assembly. Lineage: Eukaryota; Viridiplantae; Streptophyta; Magnoliopsida; Rosales; Rosaceae.